Molecule: messenger RNA, 419 nt
Organism: Ceratina calcarata
Lineage: Eukaryota; Metazoa; Arthropoda; Insecta; Hymenoptera; Apidae
Product: farnesol dehydrogenase-like
Exons: 2
Coding region: 36-419 (127 amino acids)
Source: RefSeq, a predicted model, not a curated record
AAUGUGUUGCAGUAAGCAAGCAGUGUUUUAUCGAGAUGGAUCAAUGGUAUGGAAAAUUAGCCCUGGUGACCGGCGCCAGUUCCGGGAUCGGGGAGGCUAUCACCAUAGCUCUGCUUCACCAUAAUGUUAACGUAGUGGGCUUAGCCAGGAGAUUGGACAAGAUGAAAAAAUUGGAGGAACAAAUGAAGAGCGCUGGAGGAAAGUUUUAUCCUGUUCGCUGCGAUGUCCGCAAGGAACAGGAAAUUCUGGAUGCUUUUAAAUUUGUCGAGCAGCUCGGAGGAGCUGACAUUUUGGUGAACAACGCCGGCUUGGGAUUCCACGAAACUAUCUCAGGUACCAUACUGUGCUUUAUUUAUUGUUGUAAUGUAGAAAUCAGAAGGACUUUAAAAGUGAGAACCAAAAGAAGGGAUCAAGUGUGA